Microdochium trichocladiopsis is the source of this 1397-nucleotide messenger RNA. RefSeq names its product histidine phosphatase superfamily. Gene Ontology annotation, molecular function: fructose-2,6-bisphosphate 2-phosphatase activity. Bases 128 to 1060 code for a protein of 310 amino acids. NCBI's taxonomy places the organism in Eukaryota, Fungi, Ascomycota, Sordariomycetes, Xylariales, Microdochiaceae. The transcript has 2 exons. Gene Ontology annotation, cellular component: cytosol. Gene Ontology annotation, biological process: fructose 1,6-bisphosphate metabolic process; positive regulation of DNA repair; regulation of pentose-phosphate shunt. The record is from RefSeq and is a predicted model, not a curated record.
AUUCUUUUCAUCGCAUCCUCGCAGAGCUCUUUUCUUGUCGCGACUGACUUCCUGCCCUGCACUUUCUUUCUCCUCUGUACUGCGUGUCUUUACUUCGCGGGUUUCCCCAAGACGAUGAAGCUCGGCCAUGCGCCUGCUGCUCAUUCGCCACGGCGAGUCCGUUGACAAUGUCGCUGGGUUAUACGCAGGAUCUCGCGACUCGCCCCUGACGAACCACGGUGUGCUGCAGGCACGGCGGCUUGGUGCUCACCUCGCUGACCUCGGCCGGCGGCACGCCCUGGGUCCCGUCAAGCGCAUCUUCACGUCGAACCUGCAGCGCGCUUACCGGACGGCCGAAGCGAUUGCCCAUGCCCAGGCAGACAGUCGGGCUACCGACGCAUGUGAUGUCGAGUCGGUGUCGGCCUCUGGCAACCGCCGGCGCCCCUCGGUCGUGCAACUGCCGGAGCUGCGGGAGAAAGACUUUGGGUCGGACGAAGGCAAGAAGUACGGUACGCGAGCAGCUGAGAAGCGAGACCCUGGCGUAUUCCCAGGUGAUGCCGAGACGCGGGAAGCCAUGCGGGCUCGGGUGCACCAGUUCCUGACUGGACACCUUGAGCCGUACAUAGCUGAAGCGUCGCCGCUAUUGUCCGACAGUGACGUGAUUGUCAUUGUCGCGCAUGGCAUCAUUCUCAACAGCCUGGUCAGAGCAAUGCUCGCUCGCUACCCAGCUCAUGCUGGAGUCCAGCUCGGGUCGCCCGCGGGAAGCUCAGACUUCUCUGUCGCGUGGAGCAAUACCGGGGUACUGCAGGCCCGCUUGCGAACCAGUCUUGCGCCGUCGAUGUCUCAAGGCAAAGAUCUUGCAUCCUCAUCCAGUCCCUCUGUGGUCUCGGACGUGGAUUCCAGAUCGCGAAUGGCACUUGGCCCGUUUGUCAUUGAGUCCACGAACAAUGUCGACCACCUUCAAGGUCUGAAAAAGACUCGAGGUGGCAUUGGCAGUUCAAAGUUCGACUCGCGGCAGAAGACCAUGGACACCUUCUUCAGGCCAACGGCCAAGAAGCGGAAGCAUGAAGGCAGCGACUGAGACCGUUGCUCCUUGAUCGCCCUUCAUGGUCGGCACCAUCUAUCACCAAACAGAUGGUGCUGGCUCUGCACAAGGUAAAGCUUGAUUCAUUUUCUUCCUCAACCACCCGCCUUUCUAUGAUGAGAAAAUCAUAAUUCACAGACCUGUUCUGAAUUCAAUGUGGAACCGUUAUGUCCAACCGCUAUCUGAAAGAAAGCCAUCUCAAACACUACUGUAGCACAUUUUUGUUGGAACAGAUGAUGCUAACAAGUGUUUUUAGUCUAGAUGAACACCCGAGAACUGCUUGGCGGAAGCUCUGGGAUUGACAGUCGAUAGAUGUUCACACAGAAUAAUAAUA